Molecule: messenger RNA, 3152 nt
Organism: Sarcophilus harrisii (Tasmanian devil)
Lineage: Eukaryota; Metazoa; Chordata; Mammalia; Dasyuromorphia; Dasyuridae
Gene: CCDC125
Product: coiled-coil domain containing 125
Exons: 13
Coding region: 765-2312 (515 amino acids)
Biological process (GO): negative regulation of cell motility; negative regulation of Rho protein signal transduction
Cellular component (GO): cytoplasm
Source: RefSeq, a predicted model, not a curated record
AGUCACCCUGUAUAGCGUGUCCCGCGGUGAUCUUAGUCUUUUUCUGUUCAGAGCCCUUCCGUCCUGGCCGGAGCCCCUCGCCCCGAGCUCGGCCUCCCAGCUGCACUUCCUCCUGCUCCUCACAUCCUCCGAGCCAGUUGUGCCCCUGAAGGAAGGAAGCCGGGACAGGAGGGCGGGCAGGGGAAAGUCAGAGGAAACAGUGCGCACACCCUCUCGGGCAACACCAGUGUUUUAUCUUCCUGCCACCUCAUCUCGCCGGGACUUGCCCAAUUCUCGGUGCUCCCUAACCUGAGGACCUGCGCUGGUCAGGGCGCCGCCCGGGGGGUUCGGAGCGAAUGUGGCCCUGGCCCCGGGAGGCAACCCCUCAGCAGCGCUGCAUCAGCCACAGCCAAGCCGGACAUCCGGGCGGCACUACCGCCCCCCAGGACCCUCCGGGCCGGGAUCGAUCUGUGCGUGCCCAGUCUCUGUUAGAUUACACUCCACUGGCUGCUGCUGCAUACUGGUUGGCCAUGGUUCCUACUAGCCCAAGCUUCUGACUCAGCUGAAAUCUUCAGUGGUUCUGCAGUCCAAGUAUGAUGCUACAUAGGAACCAUAUGGAUUGGCUUUUUCUAUCUCCAACGGUCUGGAUGUAUCAGAGAAUCCUCUCUCUAGAAGAUACAGUGCUUGGAACUUUCAAAAUUAGGAACUCUUUAACUUGGAUUUUACCCAUGAAGCAACCCUUAAAAUAAGUGUGUUCUUCUGUAUAUUAAAAGCACAUUUGAGUAAUGAGUGUGGUGAUUGAAUUGCCCCCAAAACUGGAGGAGGAAACCUUUGGAGGGGAAGAUGACAUGACAGAUGGAGAUCUAGGAAAUGGACUUGGCAGAAAACCUGGUGGCAUUUAUGAAGCAGAAGAUUCAAAGACAUCUAAUUCCAGAAUAGGAUCCUUUCCUUCAUCUCCAGGAAAGGGGGAAGAAAGCAACAGUACCAUUUUUCGUUAUUUCAGACAUCAUAAUUCACAUGGCACAUCUUCCAAAAAUCAUGGAUUUGCAAGUUGUAAAAGACAAAAUAGUACUGAUUCUACUCAUUCAGAAUUAUCAAAUGAAGAAUUAAGACAACAACUUCAUGAUGUUUUACAGGAAGUAGAAAGUCUGAGAAUUGAACUUGAAGCAUCACAAAGACAACUAGAGGGGAAAAGGGAAGCAUUGAAAAUUCUCCAAAGCAUGGCAAUAUUUAGUAAAGCUACUAACCAUACCAAAGAAAUACUUCAGAAAUCAGAAGAACAGAAGAAAUCUUUGGAAAAGGAAAUAAAUGCUCUGCAGUGGGAAAUUGAAUUUGAUCAUAAUAGAUUUAAAACUGUAGAGGAAUCUUGGGCCCAAAAAUAUGAUAGAGUAUAUUGUGAAAAUUCAAUCCUUAAGGAAACGCUGAAGUUAAGAACAGAAGAAGUCAAAAGGCUUAAGUCUGAAAAUGCAACUCUGAAUCAGCAGUGCCUGGAGUCUGUUGCAAUGCUUGAUAUAAAACAGCAGAAGCUUGUUCAGGAAAACAUGAGCCUUAAAGGUGACCCUACAGAAGUUACAGGUCUGGAACUGGCAGUACUUGGGGCUUGCAUCUGUAACCAUCCUGGAGGACAACCUUGUUCCUGUGCUAAGACAGCUGCAGCUGCUAGAAAACAGCUUCUUCAGCAGAAGCAAGAGUUAGAAAUGUUAAGGAAGAGUAAAGAAGAAGCUUAUAUAAUGGCAGAUGCAUUCAGGAUUGCAUUUGAGCAACAAUUAAUGAGAAGAAAUGAGCAGACCCUGAGAUUUAUGCAAAUUAAUAAAAUAUGUAAAAAACCAACCAAAUGGCUAAACUGGAAACACCUUAAGGAUGAUGGAUUUGUGUUACAAAAGAAGAAGAACUUUGGGCAGAAGCUAUUAAGUAUACUUGAAGCCAAUUCUAAGAAAAUGGAAGAGCUGGACAAUCCUCAGGAAAUCUUUAGGAUACUAGUAGAUUUGUUAAAUGAUAAAGAAGAAGCUUUAGCUCAUCAGAGAAAAGUUAGUUACAUGCUGGCUCGGGAACUAGAAGAAAAAGAUGCUGAAAAGAAGAAUAAAGACCAUGAACAUAUGAAAGAGGAUUCUCUAUCUGAAAACUACUCACCCUCAAGUCCAGAUCUCUCUAGUUUGUUUGAUUGUGAAUGUUCAAAUGUCCACAUUCUUAAUUGUAAAAAUUGUGUUUGUUCAGUCCCUAAUCAAAAAAUAGAUACGACUUCCACAGGAACACUUCAAAAAUCACAUUCCUUGCCAUCAAGGAUCAGAUUUUUUGAAGAAACAGAUAAAAUUAGAACUGAAAGUGGUUUGUAACACCGUUUUUAAAAAUAAGAUUUUGUGCUUCUUACUGUGUCACAAGAAAUUUUGUGUCUAUCUUGCACUUUCUGAGCCUUCCUGAUUUUAAAACAAUAAUUUGACCAAACUUCAUGGGAAUGGUGCAUUUUUUCUAUAAUUUAAUAUUAUGACAAAAAUAUGUGCUUUAAAAAUUUUUAGCAUAGUAUUUAAUUUAGUUUUUAUUUGUUAAAAUACCAAAACCAAGUACAAAAUGAUUUAGGAAGAAAAGAGAAACAUAAUUAUUCAAUUAGAUUAUAUAACAGGACCCUGGGUUGGCUAAAGAAGUCAUGGAAUCAUUUUUAAAAUGUUACUCUAAAAAACCAUUUCAUCUAACUAAUCCUUCCAAUACAACAUAUUAACUAUGAGCUGCUGAAACAGUUUUUAAUCUUGGCUUUUUCAAUGAACGUGAAAAGUUAAGAACUAAAUGUUCUAGUUUUCAGUCUAGAGUUUCAGAUGAUAAAAUGUUGCCUUUGUUGGUUUCUUUGGACAGAAUGUACAAAGAAUUGAUUGCUUUUUACUUCAUGGGAUGGCAGGUUUAGUUCUGGAAGAGUCCUCAGAAAUCAUCUAAUUUCUCUUCCUCCUUUCAUAUAUAAGGAAACAAAUGCAGAGAAAAGUGCACACAGUAAGGAACAGAACUCUGGUCUGUACUCAGGUUUUUGGACACCAGUCUUUUUCACUAUAUUACUGCUUCUUGAUGAUCUCAUUUGUAUAUUUUAUAUACCUCAGUGGCUCAAACAAAAUAGGUUCUCCUAAGAACUAUGGAGACUGAAUUCAGAUUGAAGCAUAUUACUUUAAUCUUUUUUUGUUUGUUUUGUUUUG